CUUGCACCGUGGUUAAUUAAAAUAGACUAAUUCAUAUAAUCGUAUACGAAUGAAUGUAGUCUAUGGAGAACGCAAUUAAACCCCCUACAUCUAUAGUAUGUAACAUCCUGACUAUGUAUUUAAACGUAAUUGUGACACUUGAAUUCGACCUCAUAAAGCAAUAGGACAGCAGUCAUACUGUAUACAUUUAACGUUUUGUACAAAUAUUUUGAUUAGUUCUGUUUGAAUGGAAUAUUAUCUAAAAAUUUAUUUUAUCAAUUCGAUAAGCUGUUUGAUCCAAGUGAUAUUGCUAGUUGGAUCGCCGUCAAUUAAUCGCUAUUGUCAAAAUAUUCAACUACCAAUUCUACAGUCGAAAAUACCAGUUCGCUUUGUAAAUAUGAGUUACUUAUCUCACAUUUCUACGGAUUUAGCUCCUAAACCUGUCGGACCAUACAGUCAAGCAGUUAAGUAUGGCGAUACCGUGUACGUGUCUGGAUCAUUAGGAUUAGAUCCGAAAUCAGGGAAAAUGGUGGAGGGUGGAGUCGGUCCUGAAACCAUAAAAGCCUUAGAGAAUAUUCAACGUAUUUUAGAAGCUUCACAGUCGUCUUUAGCAUCUGUCGUUAAGACCACAGUUCUAUUAGCCGACAUAAAAGACGGACCGACUGUAAACGAGAUUUACAAACAAUUUUUUGUCGUACCAUAUCCGGCUAGGGCCAUGUUCCAAGUUGCGAAUCUGCCUUUAGGAGCAAAAGUGGAAAUAGAAGUGGUUGCUGCCGCAAAUAAGUGAUAAUAUCAAUAAGUCCAAAUUAUAAUUUUACUAAAAAAUUUUUUAUUAUAAAAUACAAUAAGCAACGAAAAUAA
Messenger RNA from Daktulosphaira vitifoliae (grape phylloxera), 840 nucleotides. RefSeq names its product 2-iminobutanoate/2-iminopropanoate deaminase-like. The transcript has 6 exons. Gene Ontology annotation, cellular component: cytosol. The coding region runs from base 227 to 766 and encodes 179 amino acids. The record is from RefSeq and is a predicted model, not a curated record. Gene Ontology annotation, molecular function: deaminase activity. NCBI's taxonomy places the organism in Eukaryota, Metazoa, Arthropoda, Insecta, Hemiptera, Phylloxeridae.